GGGGGAUCGUCUCUGCUCGGCCGGGGCAGAGCAGCAGCAGCCCGGCAGCUCACUGACCCGCAGGACGGCUCCUUCCAAGACGAGGUAGAGCCCAGACAGAGCAGCUCUGCGAAAGGUUAUGAGGGAACUGAGCUGAACAUGGAGCUUUUCUGGAUUUUGAUUUUCACCAGUGUCUAUCAUCCUCUCGUCCGGGCCCAAGGAGUUUACGCUCCAGCCAACGCCCAGAUCGUGCACUCUGGUGCAGCAUGUAACGUCAAGGACGACAACAUAAGUGAGAGAAUCUACACCAUCAAGGAAGGAGACACACUUGUGCUUCAGUGUAUUGUUAAAGGACACCCACGACCACAGGUGCGGUGGACAAAGACGGCGGGCAGUGCUUCAGAUAAGUUCCAGGAAACAUCAAUCUACAACGAGACGCUGCGUAUUGAGGGCAUCCAGAGAGUGCAGGGGGGUCGCUACUACUGCAAGGCCGACAACGGGGUGGGGGUGGCUGCCAUCAAGUCCAUCCGCGUAGAUGUGCAGUAUCUUGACACACCUGUCCUAACGGUGCACCAGACCAUCAGUGAUGUGCGUGGCAACUACUACCAGGAGAAGACGGUAUUCCUACGCUGCACCGUCAACUCCAACCCUCCAGCACGAUUCAUUUGGAAACGUGGGAAUGGCGUCAUCGAGCAGAGCAAGGACAACGGAGUGGACAUCUAUGAACCUCUUUACACCCAGGGUGAGACCAAGGUGUUGAAGCUGAAAAACCUCAGACCUAAGGACUUUGCUGAUUACACCUGCCAAGUGUCCGUCCGUAAUGUGUGUAACAUUGAAGAUAAUUCAGUCACCUUCCGGCUCACCAAUUCCACAACUCCCCCAAUGAUCCGGCUGUCGGUCAACGACACUGUGGUGGUGGAUCCCGGUCAGGAUGUGCUCCUGACCUGUGAGGUGACGUCCGGCUUCCCCCAGCCCACGGUGACGUGGUCGCGUUACCCCGACCCUCUGCCGCUCAGCGCCCAGGUUCGAGGGGCCACGCUGAUACUGCGCGCCGUCACACCAGCAGACGCAGGUUUCUACAACUGCACAGCUGUCAACAAUGUGGGCAAUCCAGCUCGCAAGAACGCCAAUCUUGUUGUCCGGACAAUGGGCAACCUGACUUUCCAAAUUACACCAGACUCUAACAAGGACAGUGAGACGAUCCAAAUAGGCCGUGAGCUCAAGCUCUCAUGCCACGUCGAUGCCACUCCACAGGAUAAAGUCAACUACACGUGGUACAAGAACGGCGCACCGGUCUACAACUCCGAUAACCUGAUAUUACUGCGCAGUGACCCAGACAUGGCCCCCGGCACCAGCAGCCUGGAAAUUGUGGACUUGAAGUUCAGAGACCUGGCCACCUACAGCUGCUUGGUGAAUUUCCUGGGCAGCAGGGUGCCGGAACUCCGUGUGGAUGUCAACAUCUCUCAGAACAGCGUCUCUCCUCCAGUGCUCUCAGUCCCUCCUGGAGGUCAGGUUGUGAAUGUGCGAGAGGGAGGCAACACUGAGCUGGUGUGCUUAGUGGUGGAUGGCAAACCCCGUCCUCCCAUUUUGUGGUCACGCAUGGAAAAAGACCUGCUGAUGCCUUCAGGGACACCCGUGGUGGAGACAGCUGAUGGCCGGUUGAGGUUAAAGAACGUCAGCCGGGACAUGAUGGGAGUGUAUCGGUGUCAAACAGCUCCUUACAAUGGCCUUAACAUCAAGCGCAGAGAGGCACAAGUCCAGCUGAAUGUGCAAUACCCUCCCAUUGUGGACCCGGUCUUUAAGGAUGUACGUUCGCAGAUCUAUCAGAUAGUAACUCUGAGGUGUACAGUCCUGAGGUCAAACCCUCCACGCCUAACAGACGUCCGCUGGUUGCGUAACGGCAACUCCCCCCUUACGUCAAUGCCGGACUUGAAGGCAACGCCAGAGCUGAAAUUCAAGCUGGACCCUACCAACAAUGGCACGUAUGAGUGCCGAAUCAGCAAUAGCGCUGGAACAUCAACAUGUAUAUUUAAUGUCUCUGCAAGACCCUACAGUGCCGAGUUUUACUUUGAUACACCCAACCCUGUGCGCAUUGUGAAAGGAAACAACUACUCGUACAACCUGCAGUGGACACAGAAAGAUCCAAACGCCACAGAUCGUAUCAUAGGCUACUGGCUAAAUGUCCGAAAGAACAAGAUGAGUGUUCUUGCAGAGCACAUAGAUGUGAGGAAUAAGGGGCCAGAGAAAGGUGUGUUGAUGUCCCACACAAUACCAGGGCUGAAAAUCCCUCUGUCCUACGAGGUGCGACUCGCUCCCAUCACCACAUACAGCAUCGGGGACUAUGUCAGCAGAACCAUUCAGUACACGGAACCUUACACUUACCCAAGAUCUUCAGACCAUGUGUGCGGCUUUGAGGAUGAGCGGAUCUGUGGUUUCUCUCAAGACCGGAGUGAUGUGUUUGACUGGACCAGACAGAACAACCUGACAAAUAAUCCCAAGCGAUCAGCCAACACCGGCCCGGAGACGGACCGCAGUGGAACAAAAGAGGGGUAUUACAUGUACAUCGAAGCCUCGCGACCUCGCGCUCAAGGGGACAAGGCUCGCCUUCUGUCUCCACUUUUUAAUGUGUCUUCAGUCAGAGGCCCCAAGGGCUCCGGCAGGGUCCCCUACUGUGUCUCCUUCUUCUAUCACAUGAAGGGCAAACACAUUGGGACACUGAAUGUACUCCUGAGAGUGAGAAGCAUUGCCCCCGUGGACACAGUGAUGUGGACAAAGUCGGGUCAUCAAGGCCCAAACUGGAGGAAAGCAUCCAUUGACAUCAGCCCCACUGGACCUUUCCAGAUUGUAUUUGAAGGAAUUCGAGGAGCAAAUUAUGAGGGUGAUAUCGCCAUUGAUGACGUGUCCAUCACCAUAGGAAAGUGCAAGCAGGAGAACACUGUAUCCAACGCAGGUAAGACAGUUCUGAUCGGAGGAUCACGCUCCCUCCCACUGGCCAGCUGGUUGACCUUCGGCCUCUCCUUCUUCCUCUUACUCCUCUACAGAUGAUGAGCACCUCCCACGGCACCAGAGCCUGUCUCCGUUGACAGACACUGCACUGACUCCAAGCUCUUUCACUUCUCUCUCUCUUGCCCCGCUCCCUGUGCUCUCCCGUGUACCCAUCUCCUCACUCGUCCAUCCCCUUCACUCAUUUUCUCGCUGUCUUGCAUCACUUUCACUCUUCUCUCAUAGAUAAACACAAGGUCUUUGUCUGGUUUCUUGUAAUCCACUUUCUUUGAAUGUUACAGCAUUAUCAGUGUAACCGGCUGAAGCUCAUACUGUAUUUAAAGUUAACAUUAAUGAUCAGAAAAACAUUUACUUCUUUGUCACUCUAUAACAAUCCCUUUAUUCAUGUCAGUGUCACUUUUUCCUAUUCUCCAUCAACAUCCGUCGUCCAUCUGUACCCCCCCCCCCUCAUGUAACUCCAGUCCCACGGACCACUACUCCCUACACAGCACCCUAUUCCCCAGACACACCAAAGUGUCGGACACUCUACCAAAGAUGACAAAGGACUUAAGGGAAUAAAGUGAGGGAACAGGGAUUCUAGGAAGAAAGUGAAUGCGAGAGAGAACGUGGUUGGAAAAAAAAACAAAUCCCCUUUUCACCAAGACUGCCACCUGUCUAUCCCAUCCUUUGAGACUUUGGGAGCUAUUGAAUGACAAGUGUGACGAAGGAACUGAUGAAUGAAUAAAUAAAUAAAUAAACAAUUGAAUGGUUUGGGAAAGGAUGCACCUGAAACAGAUACUGAGAGCUGGGUGCCCCUCGUAGCCUUUCUGCUUGCCACAACAGACGAGCUGAACCUCGGCGUGGAUUAUACGUGUUAUCUAUAUAAUUAUAUAAAUAUAUAUAUAUAUCUUUAUAUAUAUGAAAUAUAACAAAGUUAAAACUGAAACACAGUAGGACAAUGGAGGACUUUGCUAAAGCAAAAUUAAAGAAGCACAACAUUUAUACAACCUCUGCUGUUCCUUUGGGUUUUAUUCUACUAAUUAUGUGAUGUUGCAGUUUGUCAGACCUAUUUAAUGUUUUUAUUUUUUUAUUUUGGUUUGUUUGGUUGGUUUUGUUUAGAUUUUGUUAUAGUAUUUUAAGGGUCAAGGACAAUGAGUAAUAAAGUAUCAUAUUCAUAUUUAUAUGAGAAAGAGAGAAUGAUUUAUGAUCUAGAAUCUGAUUUGAGCACCUUGAGGGAAUAUGUGGAUGACCUCGGCCAUCUGGACAGAAACCUCAACUUUUCUUUACAUUUACUGUACUGAACCAACACACACACACACACACACACACACAUUCAGCUUCAAUUUCUGGCAUCACAACCAAUGCUUUAGUUCACCUGUGCCGCAGUAGCAUAGAUAGGAAUCUCAUAAAUGGACUGAAUUUUUGAACUUUUAUAUUUCUGCUUCUAUUUUUCUGAUAAUGAGUCAGAUCUGUAGAUUAGCCAUGAUCCACAACAAAGGUCUGGAGCUCUGGUGUAAACGAUGCUACAGUGUUGGAAGUUCCAGGACUUCUUUGGAAUGUCAUGUAUAGAUAUUUAAUGCAGCAAUGAUACAUCUUUGUUAUUGAUCAGUUAGCAUUUAAUGUUUGUAGUCUGAGAGGUUUUCAUAAAAAACAUUUCUGAAUACUCACCUCUAUCCAGGUAACCAUCCAUCU
Cololabis saira (Pacific saury) is the source of this 4653-nucleotide messenger RNA. Its product is annotated as MAM domain-containing glycosylphosphatidylinositol anchor protein 1. Gene Ontology annotation, molecular function: protein binding; axon guidance receptor activity. Gene Ontology annotation, biological process: homophilic cell-cell adhesion; synapse organization. The record is from RefSeq and is a predicted model, not a curated record. Lineage: Eukaryota; Metazoa; Chordata; Actinopteri; Beloniformes; Belonidae. The transcript has 18 exons. Gene Ontology annotation, cellular component: axon; plasma membrane; neuronal cell body. The coding region runs from base 139 to 3024 and encodes 961 amino acids.